UCUCCGCUGCUGCAGCUGCGUCCGAACGUCAGAAAGGCAGAGGGACAUCGAUCGACGGCGCAUUCGUGAGCGGAGCCGGCUGUUGGCGCUCGGCAGGCAGCCGCCGAAUGCUCUCGAGGAGCGAGCAUGCGCAGGAGUGCAGAUGGAGGCUGCGAUGCACCCGCCUGCAUGUCCCCUGAGCGAAGCAAGGCUGGUCAACGGUGGUGCUCGGUGGCCCUUGACCGCCGCAGCGUCGCUCGAGUCACCGGAGAGUCACGGCGCUGCGGCCGUGGGGGCCGCGGCGUGCAUCGCGGCCGCGCGUGUACGCGCGGUGCCCCGCAGCUGCGCUCCCAACCAUCACGUCCGCAAGCAAAGCACACCUCAAGCAGUGUCGCAGAGACGCAGAGACGCAAGUCAUGGCCGUCACAUUCGAUGUCGUGCCGGCGACGCAGGCCGACCUCGCUGCUGGUGCACGCUUGAUGGCCGCGAGCUUUGCCGAGCCCAUGCUUCCCAUCUUCCACGACUCAACAUCAGAAUCCAUGAUGGCGUACCGGGCAUCACAGCUGCAGCGCUUCCUAGUCGCACAAGCACAAGGCACACAUCCACCCACGCGCUUCCUCGUCGCGCGCGACCGCGACGCGCACGCAGACGAGCCAUUGCUCGGCCUCGUGGUGUGGCAGGUGCUGCAUGAGCCGCAAGUCGAGGGCUCACAAGACUCAGAGAAGGGAGGUGUGCUGCCAAAGACAGCGCCGAUGCCGCACGACUCCGACGAGGAGGCGUUUGCGGCGCUCAAGCGCGAGGCGCAAGCUGCGCUCGAUCGCUGCACUCAAGGGCGGCCCGUGUGCUACGUGCCCUACCUCAUCGUCGCGCCCCACGCGCAACGGCGAGGCGUAGGCGCAGCACUCAUGGCGCGCGCGCUGGCGCAUGCCAAAGAGGGAGGCAGGUUGUGCUACCUCGACGCUGCGCCCACGCCCAGCGCAGAGCCGUUCUAUCGCAAGCUGGGCUUUGUGGCGCACGGCUGGUUCGGCAGCACGGUGCAGCUGCUGGCUAUGACGUGGGAAAUGUGACACGUUGCAGCAGCG
Molecule: messenger RNA, 1061 nt
Organism: Tilletiopsis washingtonensis
Lineage: Eukaryota; Fungi; Basidiomycota; Exobasidiomycetes; Entylomatales
Product: acyl-CoA N-acyltransferase
Exons: 3
Coding region: 396-1046 (216 amino acids)
Molecular function (GO): acyltransferase activity, transferring groups other than amino-acyl groups
Source: RefSeq, a predicted model, not a curated record